Malaclemys terrapin pileata is the source of this 2371-nucleotide messenger RNA. RefSeq names its product nescient helix-loop-helix 2 (gene NHLH2). The transcript is spliced from 2 exons. Gene Ontology annotation, molecular function: RNA polymerase II cis-regulatory region sequence-specific DNA binding; protein dimerization activity; DNA-binding transcription factor activity, RNA polymerase II-specific. The coding region runs from base 186 to 593 and encodes 135 amino acids. The record is from RefSeq and is a predicted model, not a curated record. Lineage: Eukaryota; Metazoa; Chordata; Testudines; Emydidae. Gene Ontology annotation, biological process: regulation of transcription by RNA polymerase II.
CCUUUUCCAAUUCAGAUAGAACAACUCGCUGCUUUUAAUUUAUUUUUAUUUUUGAUUUUGAUUUUUCUUUUUAAUGUUCCUCUCCUGGAGUUUCGAACUGUAAAAGCACCAGGGUGGGGGAAAGGGGGCUUUAAGAAAGACUGUUGCAAAGACUCAGGCAAGGGUCAUUUCCCCACCCCACCAAAAUGAUGCUCAGCCCGGACCAAGCGGCGGAUUCCGAUCACCCCUCCUCGGCUCCCUCGGACCCGGAGUCCCUGGCGGGGACCGACGCCAAGGGGCUGCUAGGCUGCUGCGUCUCGGACCCGGAGCCGGUGGAGGAGGGCGGCGGCGAGGGCAAGGGGGGCGGCCGGGCGGCCCUGCACCCCCAGCAGCUGAGCCGCGAGGAAAAGCGGCGCCGGAGGAGGGCCACGGCCAAGUACCGCUCGGCCCACGCCACUCGCGAGCGGAUCCGGGUGGAAGCCUUCAACCUGGCCUUUGCCGAACUGCGCAAACUGCUGCCCACCCUGCCCCCGGACAAAAAACUCUCCAAGAUCGAGAUCCUGCGCCUGGCCAUCUGCUACAUCUCCUAUCUCAACCACGUGCUGGACGUGUAGGGGCUGGGCCGCGGGAGAGAGGGACCGCGGAAGCACUGAUGGAGAAGAAGGAGGCGACGCGCACUGCCGGGAGGUGAUACUGAGAAGGGGAGACACUUGCAACAUAUUCCACCUGGGGAAGGGAGUGGGCAUCCUGGGGGCCCUCUGAGCGCUUCCUGGCACACCCUGGGGUGUAUCUGAAUCUUUCGGGACAGCUUUGGGGGGUUCCCCCAGAGUCUUUCGGGUCAGACAUUGCAGAUGCAUCUGCGUUUUCCAAGACAGCGGUAGGGCGUGAUAACCAGCCAAGAUCAUUCAUAUCAAUAGGCCAACUCGCUGUCUCCUGCAGGGCUAGCUCCUUUGGAAAUCACUCCAGACUUCGCAGGUAACAUUUCAUUGUCCUCCCUUUCUUAUUGAAGGAGAGCUCAGAGCUCUGAUGGCUUCUAGGGGACAAAAGCUCCGAAAUUAGAGAGUUUUUUAUUUCUCCUCCAUGAAAAUCGCACAGUGCCCUACACAAAAUGCAAGAGACGAGUUUGUUUUUCACACGAGAUCUUUUACAAUUAGCCUCCAAUUCAGCAAAGCACUUAAGCACUUGCCAGGUCAAGGGGACUUUAAAACGGGCCUAAGUUCUGCAAGCUUAAGUGCUUUGCUGAAUGAGGACAUUAACGACUCAGAAGGUAAAAGGAAGCUAUAAAGAACAUAAAAAGGGAAAGGGCAGAUGCAUUUCCAAAGUCUUCUGGGGGUAUAUAAAAAUAUACUGAAUAUUUUGCAAGGUUUUCUUUUUUAAAAUCAUUUCCCACCUAUACCGCAAUGUGGAAGAGCAGUCUGGUGACACAAAUAUAGAAAGUCCAGUUUUAGAAGGAAAAUGUAAAAUCAGAUUGUUUUUCAGGCUGUCAAGUGCCCCUUUAUAUAUCCAAAAACAUCUACUUGUGACCUUAAACAUGUGACCCAUGGGUGCAGUUAAAAAUAACUAUUUUUUAUUUAAGUUAGAAGGAGUAGACAAUUUAUUUUUUUCAAGACCUAUUUAUUUUUCUGAGUGGUGGCAAUUUUACUUUGGAUACUUUGUGCCAAUUGGUUUAUAUAGUCGAGUGUUUACACUUUCUCCUGUGGAAUAUUAUGUCUAACUUUUCAAGUGUUUGUUGGGAUCAAUACAGUGGUUAUUUGUUUUUUGCUCCAAUUAUAUUGCACUUGUAUAUGACAACCUUCCCUUCCGCCCUGUUUCUAAGUAUAUUUUAUAUAUUAAGACAUUUGUUCUUGAAGGAUUUUUCUUUUUUGUGUGGGAUCAACACUAGCACUUCACUAGAGGUUUUUUUUUUAAAAUACUUGUUGUUAUUCUGAAUUAUAGUUAUGUCUGAAAAGUACUUUACAAACAGUUUAUAAGGGAAGUAGUUUUUUGUCUGUGUGUGCGUGCGUGUGUGUGUGUGUGUGUGUGUGUGUAUGUGUGCGUGCGUAUGUAUGUGUGUGGUAUUUUUUUAGGAAAUGACUUUUUUCCUAAAAAAAAAAAAAAAAAAAAAAAUAAAAAUAAAAAUAAAAAUAAAAAAAAAUCCAGGACUACUUUCCUUUGUAACAACCAAAAAAAUUCUAUAACCUGAAAAUGUUUCAUGUUCUCUGCUGUGAAUCUCUCAAAACAAGGAGCGCGUUUUAGAGACAAGAAAAAAGAAAAAAGAAGUCUGCGAUCCAAAGAUUUUAAUCUUUUUCAGGGUUUUUUUGUGUGUCUUUGUUGCUUUAUAUAAUGCAAUAUUUUGUAGUGAAAAUAGAUAAAUCUGGUUUCUAUCUGACGCGUUUUUCAUAUCUCUCAUGAA